AUGUCGCAAAUGAUCUCAAGGCCAUCAUGGCUCACUGUUGCUGUGCUAGCACUGCUAGCAGUAUCAGCUGUCAAUGCUGCCCCAGUUCGUGCAUCAACGCAAGAAAUGGAGGCAGAGCAGCCGACUAAAGUUGAAUCUCGCUCUCCUCGACUGAUCCCCGACACUGAAGGGUACAUCCUUGACCUCUUGCAAGGGCUAGGCCUAGACGAGCCAGAGAAAACACGAACCGGUACACCAACCACAGCAGUCAUGAAAACCGAACAAGGCCAGCCGGAGAAUGAAACAGCCACACCAACUACACAUAUUACCUACUCCAGCUCCGUGAGCUACACGCCUACCUACGGGAGCAACGGUGCGGGCUACACGCACACAGUCAAGCACGAGGAAAGCAGCAACAAGCCCAUUGAGAACGUUCAGAUCCUACCUGGAUGGGGUAGCAACAAGAAGAUCACUUCUGAAGACUUUCCACGUCUCUUUGAGGCUAUGUACAAGGAAGUAAAGCACCGGAUUGGCAAUGUUAUUGAUAGCUCUGAUGAGAUUGGCUUGGAUGGGUUUAUCCGAGGUGGAUGA
Messenger RNA from Penicillium antarcticum, 570 nucleotides. RefSeq lists its product as uncharacterized. The transcript has 2 exons. NCBI's taxonomy places the organism in Eukaryota, Fungi, Ascomycota, Eurotiomycetes, Eurotiales, Aspergillaceae. Bases 1 to 570 code for a protein of 189 amino acids. The record is from RefSeq and is a predicted model, not a curated record.